CGAUAACUACUCAAAUUGCAGCUCUCAAAUAGUCAAGUGGAAAGUGAAUUCCUAAACAUAAGUGGUUGGAAAUUAGCAAAUAAAAAAAUAUUAGUUUUUUGUGAAAAAACUAAUAUAAAUAUUUAGACGCGCUUUGCAAUAAAUAAGCGUGACAAAAAUUAAUUAAAUUGUGCUAAAACUUCGGUACUAUUUACAGCAAAAUUUAGUUGCAUAGUUUCGAAGUGACCACGUCACAACGUUUAAUUUGUGAAACCUGAUUAGCCACCAGCAUACAACAUGAGUUCGAAAGUAACUUUCAAAAUUACAUUAACAUCGGAUCCUAAAUUGCCAUUCAAAGUGCUCAGCGUACCAGAGGGCACACCAUUCACAGCUGUGCUGAAAUUCGCGGCGGAAGAAUUCAAGGUGCCAGCAGCAACCAGCGCUAUAAUAACAGAUGAUGGCAUUGGUAUUAGCCCACAACAGACAGCAGGGAAUGUAUUCUUGAAACAUGGUUCGGAGCUGCGACUGAUACCUAGAGAUCGUGUCGGAGGCGCACAAUAAAUGUGUUUGGCUAAAAUAGUUGCUAUUUUUAAUUAUGUUAGCUUAACAGUAAUGACACGAUAUUUUUUGUACAAUAACCAGCCAAUAUAGCGUUUAACAAACCGUAUUAAAAUUUUUGUGAAAUAUUUUUUUUUGGAAUUAAUGAGAUUUGUGUAAAACAUAACAUAUUAGUAGCUUUAAUUUGCAGUAAUAACAUAUUGGUCAUGAGUUAUAUGCCAAUAAUAUGCACACAAGCGCAGAAAUGUAAUAUUUUGUAAUAAUUUAAAAUUAAAUAUGCACUUACCUCAUCAAUAUGUGUUUGCCAUGCCAACGGUAGCUCUGUGUAACGAUCCUUAGGCAGUAAUACUUUGUUGUUUUCGAAAUAAAUAAGUUUGUGUUGAACUGGUGGCGCACGUUUGUAUUCGAAGUAGUACUGAAAUGAUAAACGCAAAGUGAAUACUUAAUAACAGGAAUAUUUUCUAUAUAAGCAGUAACUAACCUUCACGGGAUUGUAAUAAUCUGCGCUUUUCAAGCAUUUUACUUGAGCCCAUAUACGUCUAUACGACUUGCCGUAGACGGUAUCCUUUGCCAAACGUUGCACGACCACCUUUAACUCCGAGGUUUUCUUCGAUAUUUCCUCACCUGUUUCGCGUAUUUUACGUAUAUGCCGUUCCAGACCCAUUGCAAUCAGUUGCAUUUCGGCAGGUGCAAACGCUUCGUACUUGCUACGCCUUGAUAUGAACGGUAUGCGCGGCAAAUAUUCGGGAUACAUGAAAACUUCGCUAUUCAAUACGAAUUCCAUAAUGCGUGGCGGAAAACGUGGCACUUGGCGACAAUUGCUUUUGCUGUAACGGUCCAGAUAGCAUUAUUACAAAAAGUUAAAUAUUCAGUAUUAACCAACAACACUUACGUGCUACUAAUUUCGUGGUGUAUGAAUCUGUAAAGGAUGGACUAAAUUAUUGAAACACUUUUGAUAUUAUUGCAUAUUACUCACUUCAUCAUUUCUUUGUUUUCCGGUGUAUCCUUAUUUAAAUCUUCUUCCCAUUGUUGUAUAAGGCUCACUGCUGACUUGAGAUUCCACGCUCUAAACGAUGCAUCGUCCUGUGCUCUCUUUUCGAUUUCCAACAGCAUAUCUUUCGCUUUAAACGACAGCUUCCAAUAGAUCGGAUGUGAGUAGCUUUGUAUAAAUGUUUGUGUUAGCAUUUGUACGUGUAUACGUAGCUGUUGUUGUAAUAUAUCAUGUUGUUGUUUUGUAAAGCCUAUUGCUUCGUUUGGUAACUCGGAGAUUUGUGACACAUCAUGCGUUAUGUUGCGUACACUUUCAAAUCGCUUUAAGUAUUCAGUAUACACAUGUUUUCGAAUGGAAAUAUAUUCAUAUGUAAAAUUCGUGUCGUAUGGUACACUAUAACGUGGAUCUUCUGUGGCUUUCGGGGUAGCAGACUGUUCAGCUGGACGUGCUGGCAUCAAUCGCUGUGGCUGUAUUCUCACCAGUGGUGGUGGUCCAAAGGCAUUAGCAUUGGGUACAACGCGUGCCAAUUGAUAGGAGUUACUUUGGCCGGGUAUUUUAACAGCUAUCCACUCAGGUUCCGACGAAAAAUUGGACGCGGGUAGUGUUACAACUUGACUACCACCUUGUUCGGGACUGUUUGUAUAUGCCACCGGCGCUUGUAGUUGCGUUGAUGGUGUGGACACAACAUGCGGAUUGAAUGUGUAAUCAUUGACAGUGACGUUGGGUCUAUUAUUAAUGGGCACUAAAGGUGGUACAUCAGCAACAUAAUUCGUCGGUGGCGCUUGCGUAUUAUAGGCACGUGUUGUUGGUGUGUUAAAAUUUAGCGCUCUUACUACAUGGUCACGUGCAUCAUUAACAGGAAUGGCAGGUGUAUUCAGCCUCUCAGUGGGCGGACUAUUGUUAUUGUCUGCAGUAAUGCUUGUUUCGCCGUAGUUAUGUAAUAAAAACUUUUCAGGUGUAUUCAAUUCAAUGCUUUCAAGUGAAACACCUUCAUUGACUAGACCUUCGAAGAGUUCAGCCACGAGAUCAGUUAGUUCUUUUCUGGGUAUAUUGAUGUCACGCAACUCUUCGGCAUCCUCUGCAAUAAAUUAUGAUUCAAUUAAUCAAUUCAAAACAGAAACAAUUUUAAUUGUCAAACCAAAUAUCUUCUCGGCUGCAACAUACUCGGGAUCAUUAAUGGGAUCAUCUUCAUCUGCUACAAAACUGGUGUCUGUAAUUAAAUUUGAAAAAAUAUUUAAACUAAUUCACUAUUUCACUUUUUUAAUGAUAUGUUACUUAAUGGUUUUGAAAAAUCGUUUAAAAAUUGCAUCCAAUCCUCAUCGUUCGCAGUCAUAUCAAAGUCUUGCAAAUCAAUUUGUUCCACAUCAGGCGGCACAAACUCAGACUCUAAAUCUUCGAUAGCUCUUUGCUCCAAACAUAAUUUUGAACGCGUACGCGCCGCAAUACGCACAUCUUCGCGCGCACUUUUAUGUUUUUCCAAUGGUAUUUUGAAACAGCCAUCGUCGGUUAGCUUUACGGGCGAGUCUUCGGUUUCUGUCUGAGAAUAAGGUGUUUGUGGUGUGCGCGGAUUAGAAUCCAAAUCGGAAGCUGUGGUAUUUGGAUCAUCAUCGGA
This is a messenger RNA of Zeugodacus cucurbitae (melon fly), 3140 nucleotides long. RefSeq names its product ubiquitin-fold modifier 1 (gene Ufm1). The coding region runs from base 277 to 540 and encodes 87 amino acids. Lineage: Eukaryota; Metazoa; Arthropoda; Insecta; Diptera; Tephritidae. Gene Ontology annotation, cellular component: nucleus; cytoplasm. Gene Ontology annotation, biological process: protein K69-linked ufmylation. The record is from RefSeq and is a predicted model, not a curated record. The transcript has a single exon.